Molecule: messenger RNA, 1982 nt
Organism: Panicum virgatum (switchgrass)
Lineage: Eukaryota; Viridiplantae; Streptophyta; Magnoliopsida; Poales; Poaceae
Product: pathogenesis-related genes transcriptional activator PTI6-like
Exons: 1
Coding region: 626-1507 (293 amino acids)
Biological process (GO): regulation of DNA-templated transcription
Molecular function (GO): DNA binding; DNA-binding transcription factor activity
Source: RefSeq, a predicted model, not a curated record
UGGGUGUAUCCACCGUUGAAAUCCAUCCAACGGCUGUCACUCUUUCACUGCCCAAGCUUUAUCCUUUCACCAGAGCAAAAGGCGAGCGGGGGAAAAGGGGGUUCGGCGCGCAGCAGACUCCAUCUCCCGCGCGCCGGGCAUCCUUUCUCCUCCCCUUGCCCCCUUUCCCGCCCUUAAGCACCAGCACCCCCCCCCCUCUAAACCCCACAAAUCGCACACAUUCCUGGCUUCUCGCCGCGAGGGGAGCUCCAUACGUGGGUUCCGCGAACUCGAUUUCAUAGGUUUCGUAUCUGAUUUUGAGGUCUUGGGGUGGGGAUUUGGGGGCGCCUUUGCUUGUUUGACCCGGUUCUUGGAGUGUGAGCUGCUGCUAUAAGCUCACUCGGGGCCGGAGCAGUAGAUCUGUGGAGAUAAACCCCUACAAAGCCCUCCAAAUCUUGGGAGUUCUUCGUUUUCGAGCGGGUUUCGUGCUGGUCUUCCCAGAAAUUGGGGAUUUUUGGGGGGAUUUUGGCUCUAGGUUUGGGUUGGUUUGAGCGAGAUUUUGGAGAUUUUUGCGGUGUUCGUGGUGGAUGAAAUUUGCGGCGGCGGCGUGGCAGUAGCAGCACCGGUGGACCCGCGGCCUCCGGCGAUGUCUUCCGCCGACUCCCUCGCCUCCGGCCGGAGCCGCCGCGCUGGGCCUCCCCUGCCCCGGCCCAAGCGCGUCCGCGUCUACUUCGUGGACGCCGACGCAACGGACACCGACUCCUCCGGCGACGAGGACGAGCGCGGCAAGCGGCGCGUGCGGGAGGUCAUCCACAUCGACGUGGAAGCCGCAGGCUCGGCGCCCGCGGCGCUGGCGCUGGUGCCCCCGAAGAAGCGGCCGCUGGCCUCCUCGGCGGCCGCGGCGCUCGCGCGGCGCCGCGCUGCCGCGGCCGGGUUCCGGCGGUCGUUCCGCGGCGUGCGGCUCCGGCCGUGGGGCAAGUUCGCGGCGGAGAUCCGCGACCCGGCGCAGCGCAAGCGCCUGUGGCUCGGUACCUUCGACACCGCCGAGGAGGCCGCGGCGGUGUACGACGACGCCGCGCUCCGGCUCAAGGGCUGCCAGGCUGUCGUCAACUUCCCGUCCGCCCCCGUGUCUCGGUGUGCGCGCAUGAAGCCCCGCCCUCGCCGGGAGGCGGCGGCGGCGUUCGACCCCGAAGGAGACGACGACGACGCGCUCGCCUCGCCCCUGGCGCAGCCGCCCCCCGCGCCGCUGGAGCCGGAGCCCCAGGCGGUGGACGCGGCCGCCCCGUUCUGCCCAUUCGCUUCGCCGACCUCGUUGCUCCGGUACGGCCCCGACGAGGUGGCCGCCGCGCCCGCGCUGCCGGCGUUCGACUUCCUCGACGGCGAGCUCGGCGACAUCGGCGCCGCGGCGGCGCCGUCCAAGGCGGCUGCGGCGGAGUUCGACUGGCUGCCGUGGUGGGAGGGCGAGGACUUCGUGACGGCGACGCGGCUCACGCCGUCAGCCGGUGCCGCCGCCGUGAGCGUGGUGUGACGGCGUCACCCCGCCUGUCGUGGCGCGCUGCCUGUUCGGACGCUCGGGGCGGGAACCGGCGGGUGACGCGUGGGCGGCCGUGCAGCGCAGGCGCGCGCCGCGGGAGUAUUAAAUUACUAAGAAAAAGUAUUAUUUUAUUUGUUAUUAACUGCUGCUGCUGCUAGUGCGUGGUUGCUUGUGGCGGCGAGUCCUGUCCAGGGGCAGGGCGGGGUCGUGGCGGGCCCCACCCACCGAGGCGGCGGGGGAGGGCCCCCCUCGGCCCCUCCCCCGCUGCUCUCCGCGCGCCGGGGUUUUGCCUUGAACCGCACGCCUCUUGCCCCGCCCGAUGUUCUUGAGUGGAGCGAGGAGUGGUGAUGUGUAAUUGUAAUUGUCAUGAACUGUUAAUGUGGUGGUUAGCUAGUGAUUAGUAGUGGCCUGUGAUGUGCUCUCCGUUUCAAAAUGUAGGUAGAUCGUUUUGUCUUUUCUAGAUUUAUAA